CGCCGCCGCCGCCAGCGGGACCCCGGGAGCUCGAACGCCCCCUCCCCCCGGCCCCCCUGGCCGGGGGUGACCUGGCUUCCCGGAGCUGCCCCGACCAUGAAUAAUAACAAGGACCCAACCGAGGUCGCCGAGAACAGCCACCACCUGAAGAUCUUCCUGCCCAAAAAACUACUGGAGUGUCUCCCCCGCUGCCCCCUGUUACCCCCAGAGAGGCUCCGGUGGAACACCAACGAGGAGAUUGCCUCCUACCUGAUAACCUUCGAGAAGCACGAUGAGUGGCUGUCCUCCUCCCCCAAGACCAGGCCCCAGAACGGCUCCAUCAUCCUCUACAACCGCAAGAAGGUGAAGUACCGGAAAGACGGCUACUGCUGGAAGAAGCGGAAGGAUGGGAAGACCACCCGCGAGGACCACAUGAAGCUUAAAGUGCAGGGCGUGGAGUGCCUCUACGGCUGCUAUGUUCAUUCUUCCAUCGUCCCCACAUUCCAUCGGCGCUGCUACUGGCUGCUGCAGAACCCCGACAUCGUCCUGGUUCACUACUUGAAUGUCCCAGCCCUGGAGGAUUGUGGGAAUGGCUGCGGCCCCAUCCUGUGCUCCACCCGCAGUGACCGGCGCGAGUGGCUCAAAUGGUCCCGGGAAGAGCUCGUGGGCCAGCUGAAGCCCAUGUUCCACGGGAGCAAGUGGACCUGCGGCGGCGGGAACGGGGCAGCGGAGUUCUCGGUGGAACAGUUGGUGCAGCAGAUCCUGGACACCCACCAGGCCAAAGCCCCGCCACAGACUCACGCCUGCCUGUGCAGCGGUGGGCUGGGAGCUCCCGGGAGCCUCCCCCCAAAAUGCAGCAGCGCCAAGCACUGUAUCAUCUCCCCCAAAGUGGAGCCCCGAGCCCUGGCCCCCCCGGACCCUCCACCGGCGCCCCCCGCCCCGCCCCCGGAGCCCCCGGAGCCCCCGAAGGCCGACGCCUCCCCUUCCUCCUCGUCCUCCUCCUCCUCGUCCUCGGGGUUUGCCGAGCCCCCUGAGGUGACCCCCAGCCCCCCGGCGCCCCUGGGUGGGGGGUCUCGGAGCCGGGGAGCCCCACCCACCUUGCUACUGGUGACGGGGCGGGAGCGGCCCCCCGGCGGGCUGACCCCCAGCCAGCACCUGGCCCCGCAGGCCGAGCUGGGCCCGGCCCUGGGCCUGGCCCUGGUCCUGGGGCCCGAGCCCCCCACGGCCCCCGGCCCCCCGAGCCCGGCCUUCGACCCCGACCGCUUCCUGAACAGCCCACGCCGGGGCCAGACCUACGGAGGGGGGCGGGGCGUGAGCCCGGACUUCCCAGAAGCCGAGGCGGCCCGGGCACCCCCCUGCCCGGCGCUGGAGCCCGCCGCCGCCCUGGAGCCGGGGGUCCCGGGGCGGGGCAGCCCCCCGCCGGGUGCCCUCCGGGGGAACCGCUUCUUCAUCCGGGACGACGACGGGGCCGGGACGGGGCCAGAGACCCCGGGGGAGACCCCUGCCCCCGAGGCCCCGCCGGCCCCCACGCCCAUGGACACGGCCGGCCGGCGGGGAACGGAGGGGCUGUUCGGGGGGCCCGCGGCGGCCGGCGAGCUGCCCCUGGAGCCCUUUGGGCUGACCUUCCCGGACCUGAUGGGCGAGAUCAUCAGCGAGGACACCGGAGGGCCCCAGGCCCCACCCCCAGCCGGGCCCCCCGCGCCCCUCGGGGCCAUCACCGACUUCUCGCCCGAGUGGUCCUACCCGGAGGGUGGGGUGAAGGUGCUGAUCACAGGUCCCUGGACGGAAGCCUCGGAACGCUACUCCUGCGUCUUCGACCAGAUCCCCGUGCCUGCCUCGCUCAUCCAGCCUGGGGUCCUGCGCUGCUACUGCCCCGCGCACGAGGCAGGGCUGGUGUCCCUGCAGGUAGCUGGGGAGGGUGGGCCGCUCUCCACUUCGGUCCUCUUCGAGUACCGAGCUCGCCGCUUCCUGGCACUGCCGAGCACCCAGCUGGACUGGCUGUCCCUAGAUGAUAACCAGUUCCGUAUGUCGAUCCUGGAGCGGCUGGAGCAGAUGGAGAAGAGGAUGGCGGAGAUGGCGGCCGCCGGGCAGCCCCCUCCUCGGGGGCCCGAGCCCCCCCACGGGCAGGGCAGUGGCGGUGGCUCGGGGGCCGGGUUCGAGGCCCGCAUCGUGGCCCUGGUGGAGCAGAUGAUCCCCCGGGCGGGCUGGCGGCAGCGGCGGGCGGAGCGCCUGGCCCACGGGGGGCCUUUCCGUGGCAUGAGCCUGCUGCACCUGGCUGCCGCCCAGGGCUACGCCCGCCUCAUCGAGACCCUCAGCCAGUGGCGGAGCGCCGAGGCCGAGAGCCUGGAUCUGGAGCAGGAAGUUGACCCGCUCAACGUGGACCACUUCUCCUGCACCCCUCUGAUGUGGGCCUGCGCCCUGGGCCACCUGGAAGCGGCCGUGCUCCUCUUCCGCUGGAACCGGCGGGCCCUGACCAUCCCCGACUCCCUGGGCCGCCUGCCCCUGGCCGUGGCACAGGCCCGGGGCCACGUGCGCCUGGCCCGCUGCCUGGAGGAGCUGCAGCGCCUCGACGCCCCCCCGGAGCCCGUCCCCUCCCCGCCCUCGGCCAGCCCCGACACCGGGUUGAGCAGCGUCUCCUCCCCCUCGGACCUGUCGGACGUCUCCGUUUCCGUCACUUCGGCCUACUCCAGCGCCCCAGAAGGCAGCCCCCCGGCCCUCCCCACCGAAGUGGCCAUGGAGGUGACCGAGCUGAGCCACCCAGCCCCUCCUCGGGAGCCCGAGGCCCCCGCCCUGCUCAUGGACUUUGAGGCCAGCAGCCCCGGGGGACCGCCCUCCCCACCACCACGGCCCCCACCCCUGGGAGCCCAGCUCCUGGACUUCGGAGCGGGGCCCGGCGGGGGCGGCUACCUUCGGGCCGUGGAUGUGAUCCAGGUGGACAUGAUCUCCCUGGCCAAGCAGAUCAUCGAGGCGACCCCGGAACGCAUCAAGCAGGAGGACUUUGUGGGGGACACCGAGGCCGGGGGGCUGCUGCGGGAGCGGCCGGGGGCCAUGGGGCUCAGCGAGACCAUGUCGUGGCUGGCCAGCUACCUGGACAACGUGGACCAGCUGCCCAGCCUGGCCCAGCACAGCGAGCUGCCCUUCGAGCGGGGGCGUCUGGCAGUGCCACCCGCCCCGUCCUGGGCCGAGUUCCUCGGGGCCUCGGCCAACGGCAAGAUGGAGAGCGACUUCGCGCUGCUGACCCUGUCGGAUCACGAGCAGAGAGAGCUGUACGAGGCCGCCCGGGUCAUCCAGACGGCCUUCCGGAAGUACAAGGGCCGGCGCCUCAAGGAGCAGCAGGAGAUGGCGGCCGCCGUGAUCCAGAGGUGCUACCGCAAAUACAAGCAGCUGACAUGGAUUGCCCUCAAGUUUGCUCUCUACAAGAAGAUGACCCAGGCCGCCAUCCUGAUCCAGAGCAAGUUCCGCAGCUACUACGAGCAGAAGCGCUUCCAGCAGAGCCGCCGGGCGGCCGUCCUCAUCCAGCAGCACUACCGCUCCUACCGCCGACGGCCCCCUGCCCUGCCUCCGCGCAACAAGGGCUCCUUCCUCACCAAGAAACAGGACCAGGCAGCUCGCAAGAUCAUGCACUUCUUCCGGCGCUGCCGGCACAGGAUGAAGGAGCUGAAGCAGAGCCGGGAGCUGGAGGGCCUCCCCCCGCCUGGCCUGACCACCUGACCCCCGGCCCCGGGGGCCACGGAGUCUUAACCGGGAGGGGUCCCUCUGCGGCGGUGGAGGUGGCGGACUGAUGAGACGGCAUGGACGGCCCGGGCCGCCGCCCCACCCCAACCCGCGCUCUCUGCCACCCAAGUGCUUGGCGUUGCCACCCCCCGCCCCAGCCUUUCCGCGGCCCUGAGGCCAAGUGGGCCCGGUGCCAUCCUCCUCCGGCCCAACCGUGCAUUCACCGUGGCACCGCCCGGGGCCUCCUCUUGUCCGCCCAGUGAGCAGGUGGAUGGCGCUGGCGGGGGCCGCAGCAGCCGGGGGGUGGGACAGGGCACGGCUUCGACCACCCCACCGCAAGUGGGCGGGUGGACGCUGCACUCGGAGCUGGGAGCUUUUCCCUGCCCCCUAUUCUGUUCCACACAGCUUGGAGCCGCACCCCUCGGGCUCUGCCCGGCCCACCCCGCGGGGAACCCUGCCCCUCUUGCUCUGCUCUGCCCACCGCGCUGGGCACCUCACUCUGGCCGCGUUACCCCCCCCCCCCCCCGACCCCGGCCAUCUGGACUGGGAAACUGCAUUUCCAGCUCAGAACCGCGCUCCCAGAUAGGUCCCCCCUCCCCCCAGCGACGGUCAGGGGCUCGCCUCCUCCGGAAGCAGGGGGUGCCCCCCCACCCCCGAUUCCUCCUCCUCCGCCCCCAAUUUCUGUCUCCAGAAGUCUUCAUCACCCCCUCCACCCUCACGUCGUCCCACCCCAAACCCGUCUUCCCUCCCUCAUCCCCCCGCCCCUCGGCCCGUCCCUCUGGGGGGCCGAGGGAGGGGUGUAAAUAGGAACGUGGUUGGGGGAGGCACCCUGGGUCUCCCCCACCCCGGGAGCUGUGUACAUACUGUAACAUACAGAUUAUAGUGGAGAAUCUAUUUAAGGGGCUGUGCUGGGGGAAACGCGGGCGGGAGGGGGGUCGGUGCAUGGACCCUAGGUUGGUCUCCCCAUUUCCUGCCCCCACAACCUUGGGGGAUGUGGGGGAGGGCCAAACCCCCCUUCCCGGGGCCCCAGGCCCAGCUGGUCACCGUUUCUACUUCUGCAUGGCCUUGGUUUAUACAAAUUGCCAUUAAAAUCAUUGCUGCACCA
This is a messenger RNA of Tachyglossus aculeatus (Australian echidna), 4798 nucleotides long. RefSeq names its product calmodulin binding transcription activator 2 (gene CAMTA2). Gene Ontology annotation, molecular function: protein binding; transcription coregulator activity; double-stranded DNA binding. Bases 97 to 3690 code for a protein of 1197 amino acids. NCBI's taxonomy places the organism in Eukaryota, Metazoa, Chordata, Mammalia, Monotremata, Tachyglossidae. Gene Ontology annotation, cellular component: nucleus. Gene Ontology annotation, biological process: regulation of transcription by RNA polymerase II. The record is from RefSeq and is a predicted model, not a curated record. The transcript is spliced from 23 exons.